Myotis myotis is the source of this 1726-nucleotide messenger RNA. Its product is annotated as cilia- and flagella-associated protein 298. The record is from RefSeq and is a predicted model, not a curated record. The transcript is spliced from 9 exons. Gene Ontology annotation, biological process: regulation of cilium movement. Lineage: Eukaryota; Metazoa; Chordata; Mammalia; Chiroptera; Vespertilionidae. The coding region runs from base 522 to 1550 and encodes 342 amino acids.
UCGGCGCUGCAGGGGGCGGAAGUGCUGCUGAACCGGGGCGCGAGGAAGGUGUCGUGGGGCCGGACCUGCCCGCGCUCACCUCCCGCCCGCUCCGACCCGACAGCCUCCGCCCGUCCGUCCUCCGGGACUCGGCCCGGGCGAGUGGACUCACUGGGCGAACCGCUGCCCCCGCGGCUCCGUCUGUUGGGAGCGUUGCCCGGACAACAGUCACUUCCGGAGGCGGGGCGAGCCCGCCGGCUGGUCGGGCCGCGGCUCCGUGCGGGUCUCGGCGGCGGCGCUUGGCCCAGGCCUGGUCGCCGGCUCCCCGCGUACUGAGCCUCCCGACCCGGGUUUGGACUGGAGCAGCCGCUCCCCGCUCCCCGCCCCCCCCUCCCAAGACGCUGUGUUUCUUCGUUGCUCCUGGCAACAGUCACUUCCGGGAGCCAGUGCAGUUCCCGCGACCCCGCGGGCCCGGAGCCUGGGUUCCGGACGGCGCGGCGGUUCGUCGGGCGGCGGCGGCCCGCGCGGGCGGAGGGGCGGCCAUGGUGCUGCUGCACGUGAAGCGCGGCGACGAGAGCCAGUUCCUGCUGCGGGCGCCGGGGAGCGCGGGGCUCGGGGCGCUCACGGAGCAGGCGGCCCGCGUCUACAACGCGCGGCUCAAGGUGCAGCGCGUCUGCUCAGCUGCCUUCCUAGACGCACGGAGCUGGGGUGCCCUGGGGAGCGCCGGAAGGGGCGUGGUCUGUCUUUAUGAAGAAUACUUACCGCUUAUCCGUAAAAUGUCCUUAUCCCAAAACAAGCUCCACAGUGCCAGCUGCCUGCAGUCCUCCCGCUGGGUGGAAAUGGAGGAGCUGGCGGAACACGGCGUGUUUCUGCCUCCGAACAUGCAAGGCCUGACGGACGAGCAGAUUGAGGAGCUGAAGCUCAGAGACGAGUGGGGUGAGAAGUGCGUGCCCAGCGGAGGCGCCGUGUUCAAGAAGGACGACGUGGGGCGCAGGAACGGCCACGCUCCAAACGAAAAGAUGAAGGACGUCCUGAAGAAGACGAUAGAAGAAGCCAAAGCGAUGAUCUCCAAGAAACAAGUGGAAGCCGGUGUCUGCGUUACCAUGGAGAUGGUGCAGGACGCCCUGGACCAGCUGCGGGGGGCAGUGAUGAUUGUGUAUCCCAUGGGCUUGCCGCCCUACGACCCCAUCCGGAUGGAGUUUGAAAAUAAGGAAGACUUGUCGGGAACUCAGGCCGCACUGAGCGUGAUCGCGGAGCCGGACGCGCAGCUGUGGUGGGCCGCCAAGGAGCUGCGGAGGACGAAGACGCUGUCGGACUACGUGGGCCGGAACGAGAAGACCAAGAUCAUCGUCAAGAUUCAGCAGAGGGGACAGGGCGCGCCUGCCCGGGAGCCGGUGAUCAGCAGCGAGGAGCAGAAACAGCUGAUGCUGUUCUACCACCGCCGGCAGGAGGAGCUCAAGAAACUGGAGGAAAAUGAUGACGACUCGUGUUUGAACUCUCCGUGGGCCGACAACACUGCUCUGAAAAGACAUUUUCAAGGCGUGAAGGACAUCAGGUGGAGACCAAGAUGAAGCUUCUAGAAGCCCUAGCUCCUCUCUGUAGGCAAACAGUAACCAUAGUAACAGUGAUGAAGGUGACCGGUCGCACAGCCCUCAUGAAAGACUGAAAGACGUUGGAAUUUCCAGGUUUCCUAGUUUCUGAGUUUGAGUUUUUACGAUAAAAUGUAUUAAAGGUCAUAGAACUUAAA